GGACGAGGACAACAUGUUCAUGAGGAUGUCAGUGAGCACACCGCUGGUGGGGUGGAGUGUGGUGUUGUUCCUGGUGGUGGGGUACUACGUUCCUCUUACUAUGGUUACUACUGGGGUUACCUUACAGGACCUGGUUAUUAGGGAUACCAUGCAGAGGUAUGUGAUAAGAAGUGUGUUGGUAGUGUACCUCCCUAUAUUACUCCUCUCAACCCUAUCCUACCACACCCAUACCUCCUCCUCCAACUCUCGUACAGUCUCCAUCAUAAGAACUGUUCGCACUGUCAUUUCAGUGAUGGAGAAACUUUCGUUAGCACUUUACUCUGUGGUGACGCCAAACGAGAACAAACCAAUACACGAUAGUGCUGUUUAUUAUCUAGUGUUAUUCCAUACCCUUAACUCUAUCAUAACAACACUGUUAGUAUACACUUCUGUCCCUUCUAGCAGAUUCAAGAAAGUCAGCAUUGCACUGAAACUCUGUCUUAUUCUCAUAUCUCUGGUCCUGAGGAGUGUCUCCCUGCCAUCUUUCUGCAGUGACACCUCCACUGACUGUAUCUUACAUCAUGUCUUCUUCAUGCCUCUGUUCGCUGUGUUUCACGGGUCUGCGGUGCUGGACAUUGGGGACAGGAGCGUGGUUGUGAGAAACACCAGUGUUAAGAAGUAUGAGCGGAAUGUGUUGCAGGCUAAACAUGAGCGUAUUGAGAGGGGUAGGGUUCCUGAUGUAGAAAGUGUGGAGUUUUAGGAUUGUAAAGUGACUUGUCUUGUUGUGAUGGUUUGUUUGAGUCCUUACCUGGUCACUGGUCAGUCAGUGACCAGAGUGUAGCUUGUAGUGUAGCUUAUGUAUAAUAGUGUAGUCUAUAUAGUAUAAUAUAUAUAGUGUAA
Messenger RNA from Bolinopsis microptera, 879 nucleotides. RefSeq lists its product as uncharacterized. The coding region runs from base 14 to 739 and encodes 241 amino acids. The transcript is spliced from 2 exons. NCBI's taxonomy places the organism in Eukaryota, Metazoa, Ctenophora, Tentaculata, Lobata, Bolinopsidae. The record is from RefSeq and is a predicted model, not a curated record.